CAGCCACGUUCUCAAAGACACCACUACAGGCACAGGAUUACUUGCAAAGCAGCCAUUCUCGACUACGGCCGCCAAAAAGCAGAAUAACGAUAGCAUGUCUGACGACAGGCCGACGGGAUUGAUUGCCAAGAGUGGUCUUGAGCUGCUGACGUUCGGCACUCCCAAUGGCCACAAAGCGACCAUUGUCCUUGAGGAGCUGAAGGAAGCCUACGGCAAGCCAGACUAUGUUUUCCAGAGCAUAAACAUUGGACAGAACAUCCAGAAAGAGCCAUGGUAUACAGAGAAGGGACCUAAUGGUCGCAUUCCGGUCCUUGUCGAUCACGACAAUGGCGACCUAGGCAUCAUGGAGGGUUUGGCGAUCCUGUCGUACUUGACGCGACACUUUGAUCCAGAGCACAAGUUCUCCUUCACGAAAGACCCGGAGCUCUCUCUCUGUGAACAAUGGGUUGCCUGGCAACAUGGCGGUCUUGGACCUAUGCAGGGACAGGCAAAUCACUUUUACCGCCUUGCGAAAGAGCGUAUCCCAUACCCUACCCAACGAUAUGUCGGCGAGACAGAGCGCUUAUAUGGCGUGCUUGACAUCCGGCUCAAAGGCCGUGACUAUCUGGUCGGCGACAAAUACUCGAUAGCAGAUAUUGCCAACUUCUCCUGGGUCAAUGUAGCCUACUUUGCCGGAGUUGACCUCGACCAGUUCCCGAACGUGUACAAAUGGUGGGAGAGAAUCAAUGCUCGUCCUGCGGUCCAGAAGGGCAUCGCGAUACCAAACAAGCCGACAUUUACGAACGAGGUGUAUAAGAAGCGAUUGCAGGAAGAGCCGGAAUUCAAGCAGAAGGACGAUGAGCUGAAAGAGAUUUGCAAGAAGGCCAAGGAGCAGUACAACUACAAGUUUUCAGCGCCAUAGAAGUGAAAAGGCAGGGCAAGACGAAAGCGAUCAGAGAGAUGAAGGGUCUCAGGCCGGUCGCGUCAAGGGCAGGUGUAAAAUCAGCACCUAUGAAUCGAUACAAACAAUAAUUCUGCUGCGCGCUUCAGAUCAUUUCGUUCCCAGAACUUCUGAUUUGUAGGACUCGCGCAUUACAUUCGCUCCUUCAACGGAGCGUACGCAUGCGCCAAGGGUUGCUUGACAACUUGAGUCUCAAAGAGCUUCGAGAGCGGAGAGCUUGAGAUCAUCGUCGUUGCAUGAUGAAGGAUCAAGGCACUGUGAUUUACCUCUGUAGCGUAAUCUAGACCCAAUGCCUGCCUGGACUUUAGCAAAUGCACAAGCUCUUAGCUUG
Pseudocercospora fijiensis CIRAD86 is the source of this 1271-nucleotide messenger RNA. RefSeq lists its product as uncharacterized. The transcript is spliced from 3 exons. The coding region runs from base 95 to 901 and encodes 268 amino acids. NCBI's taxonomy places the organism in Eukaryota, Fungi, Ascomycota, Dothideomycetes, Mycosphaerellales, Mycosphaerellaceae. The record is from RefSeq and is a predicted model, not a curated record.